AGCACUUUCUUCAACCUGUGUGUUCGAUCUACCUUCUAUAUCAUCAAUAUUUGCUUAAUCCCUUCCAAGGAUGGCUGGUUUCCACCGUGCAUCUCUUGUGUUCGCCAUGCUUGUUGCUGUAUCAUCCAUGAGCAGCAACUGUUUCCAAGCUGAAGCGCGUCGCCUUCUUGAUACAGGGUUGCCUGAGAUUCCUACCUUGCCAAUGCCUGAGAUACCAACACUGCCUAAACCUGAGCUGCCAACCGUUCCAAAGCCUGAGAUUCCAGCAUUGCCAAAACCCGACCUGCCAACCGUGCCAAAGCCUGAGGUUCCAGAAUUGCCAAAACCUGAGCUGCCAACCGUUCCAAAGCAUGAGGUUCCAGAAUUGCCAAAACCCGAGCUCCCAACCGUUCCAAAGCAUGAGAUUCCUGAAUUGCCAAAACCUGAGCUGCCAAAUGUGCCGAAGCCAGAGAUUCCAGCAUUGCCUAAACCCGAGCUACCAACUUUGCCCAAGCCAGAGGUGCCUAAAAAGCCUGAGACCACCACUCCAUGAAGUCCGUUCUAGCCCAGCUGGAUACACUAGUUUUUAUUAUUAUUAUUAUUCAUUAGCACUUUUCUUCUGAAUUGAUAUUUCCAUUGCGUUUGAUGUGUGUUGGAGUCCAGUCAUGUUGUAUACCGUGAUCUCACGGUUCAUUCAUCUGUAGCUGUUGUCAUAUCGGAGUGUCACUCCUUGUUUCCAGUGGAA
This is a messenger RNA of Coffea eugenioides, 724 nucleotides long. RefSeq names its product protein PELPK1-like. The record is from RefSeq and is a predicted model, not a curated record. Lineage: Eukaryota; Viridiplantae; Streptophyta; Magnoliopsida; Gentianales; Rubiaceae. Bases 71 to 532 code for a protein of 153 amino acids. The transcript has a single exon.